AGGACCGUCGUCAAGUGAACGACCCACCUUCGUAUGGAGAGUGGUACUGGUUCAGAGAGCCACUCUUCAUGAGACACAAACAGAAGAAGUUCGAAAUUACUAAGAAAUCCAUAGAAACCUUUUUGCAACAGGGAAACAAUUGGAGCCGUUUUUGGGAAACUAGCCAGGGCAAGGCCAACUUUAUGAACAAUAUGGCAGAUAUGUCAGAUUAUGACUGGGGAAACAAACAGAACAUUGUUAUCCAACCAUAUAGAGACGAAGAGUCCAAUUUCUUUCACGGGAGUGGCGGGCUAUUGAGGUUGCAGGAGCAGAGGGAUCGCAAAGUGGAUAAAAAAAGGAUAAUAGUCGUGGGAGACUGCAUGAUCGAGCAUCUAAUCUCCCUUAUGGCCAUCAUAGAUUUUCAAGAAUCAAGCCAUAUAGGUGAAUUUCUCUCCCGGCUGCGUCUCAUGGACCCUCACGAGAUGAGAUUUUCAGAGCAGGUAUGUCAAUCCGCCUACCCCUUCCACAAAAUUCCCCUACAAUGACUAACAUCUUUGAAGACAAUCAUGCCAGAAAAUCUCUGGAUUACAGAAUUUAACAUCAAUUUCAUCACAGCUCCGUCUCGCGCUGAUGCGGAGUCGCCCCCCCUGCCAAACUACUUUCCGAGGAGACGUGCAAAGUUCCUGAGUAUGAACAACGUUGCGCCUGCCCGCAUCAUGGCAGAGGCCGCCAUGGGCUUUCGAAUUAUCGGUGACCUGCAUGACCGGUACUGGACCUGCUAUGUGUUUUAUGACUUCGGAAACCCAGAGCUCAAGUCGGAUGCUAGGACUCAAGUCAGACAGGGGGGUUAUGGUAACUCUCCGAGUCAGCGAAAGUGCCUCGAGGGGUUUCUCGUGUGUCAGGCUCUCGAUCUGGUACUCUCGGAGACCAAGACUAUCCUAGAUACUAUCACUAAAUCUAUGGGGGAGGACAAAAAAUCGCAAGCACUUUUUAACCUAUUACUCACGGAAGAUGACCUCAGAGGGGAGAACUAUUUCAAAACCAUGAACAAGAAUAGUGUAUUCUAUCCUUGGCUACUUGAAGUUUGUGGUGCUCUGCAGGAUAAGUGUAGUAAGAGCCGUCGUGUUGCGGAGCAGUGGUUAUCAGCAGAAAAGACACGCGAAUACCAGCCUCGGUGGUCCGAAAAGGACCAAAAGAUCUUCGGAGAGGAGGUUGCUCAGAACCGAGCGGAUGUGGAGGCGCGCUGUGCUAUGCUCGAGAAAAUGGAGAACAACCUGAAGGAGCGGAGCGACUGGAUUAAGACUCUUAAGGAAUCUCUGUCUAGUGAGCUAGAACUUCGAGAAGCGAGAACCUCUACACAGCUCGGACACACGGUGAACCUUUUUGCUGUUGUUACAACUAUUUAUCUGCCCUUAACAUUUUCUACCAGUAUCGUGGCUAUUCAGGAUUUUAAUUGGCCAUCUCCUUCAAAAGCUCUGAUCAAGAUCGCGCUCCCCGUCACCUUCGGUACCCUAAUCCUCCUUAUGAAUCUCGCCUUCCUCCGCCGUAACCUCGCAGCCCUGAAAGCCUGGGCUCAGCUCUCAAUCCGCCGGAGAAUGGCCGGAGCUCCCGAGCCUAAAAGCUCUAAUAAAGAGCCCACCUACCAAGAAGAGCGGCCGGCCUGGAAGUGCUGGGAAGAGCGGGCCCACGGCCUCCGCGAAGCGGAGAAACGCAGCACGCUACUCACGAACAAUGAUAUUUACGACAACGGAAGCGACUGGUGGUACUGGUACUUUAUGGCGAUAUUCAUCAUCAUCGUGGUUCCCGUACAAGAGCUAACCUUCAUAAUCCGUACGCUCCGGCUGCAGAAGAUCAAAAGGGCUGGACCCCUGAAAAAGUUUGUGAGGGUUCCCUUGGCCCCCAUAUGGGUUCUGCAGCUGGCGUUUGUGUACGUGAUCAUGCUCGCUGGCUAUGCCUUCCUCUCAUUGGUAGGAUUGGUUCAUCGCACGGCAGUCUGGUUGUGGACUGGGGAUGACAUUGUCGAAGAUAAGAAGGACGCGCCGUAUGAGGUUGAGAAGAGUUUCAUCUCGCAGCUGGAGGGGGAUAAAGAGAUCUUGAGGACCAAGCCGGAUUGUACGCAGAAAGGUAGAGGGUUGGUUGGUUGGUUGAUGAAACCGGCGAAGACUAUGCAGCUCCUAAUCGUUGUAGAGGCACUCCGGUCCAAGAAGGAAAAGGAAUUUGAUGCGGAGGAACAAGGGAUCACUGUGGCAGCUAUGAAGGCCCUUCACUCUACUUAAGAAAUGGGUAGUUGGAAGACGGGAUGUGGGAGGGGCUAAGUGCCCCGGUUUGUUAUAGUGGUAAGAGGGCCGCCCGUAUCAUUUCCCCGGGGCGGGAGCGGUUGUUGGGCUUAUUUUUGUGGAUUAGUUGGGUAUUCUGCAUGAUAAAUUAUUUCUACGCACACGCACAGUAUCCUUUUUUUUCUUUCAGCUUACUAUUUGUUUCUGGGAGAUGCCUGUGCAUGUUGAACUUAGUGCUUUUCCGCCAUACAAUCUAGUAUCAUUCCUAUGCAACAUGCUCCUUACACUGCUUUCAUUUUCUCGUCUAUUUGUCAGUUCAUUCUCAACAUUCCAUACCUUACUCAACUAUGGUAUGUCUCCUUUUUACUUCAUAUUCAUUCCUCUUAUUUCUUUUGCCUUUUUCUUCUUCGCCUCUCAGAUCAUGUUGCCAAUUUUUGCCUUUUAUUUUGUCUUCUCUUUAUGUUUUUUUUCUUCCUCCCGGAUUGAGGAUAUAAACCCGUGAGAGUCCAUGUAGUCAAAAAUCAAGCUUCACUCCGUUUCUCUUAAA
Molecule: messenger RNA, 2802 nt
Organism: Tuber melanosporum (Perigord truffle)
Lineage: Eukaryota; Fungi; Ascomycota; Pezizomycetes; Pezizales; Tuberaceae
Exons: 7
Coding region: 546-2255 (569 amino acids)
Source: RefSeq, a predicted model, not a curated record